AUGCGCCGCAGGCAACGAUGCUCUGAAGAAAGCUCGCUGGAGGUUUUGGCAGAGAAUUCACAAGCCAGAGUGUCACACGCAGAUGCCUGGUGGGACGAACUCCGGGAGUCCCUUUGUUCUGAUGAUGCCAUCACGGAGGAAGUGCACAACAUGUGGUGGUUGGCAGACAUGGCCGUGGAGUCCCAUGUUGAAUUUCAGAGGUCACAGGACUUUUUAAGUGAUGCCAUGCAGAGAUGGGUGAAGCACCCAUGGGGGUCUGAAAUGGAAACUCUUUCAGGCUGGCUGAUUCUCCAGGCCCCGCAUUAUGCAGUGUUCAAGGGGGACCACCUCGUUCUGAGAUGCUGUGGAUGGGGGGAUGGUGAAGUGUAUGAGAUGAGAUACUACAGAGAUGGAACAGACAUCACACCAAGGCGUGUUUAUUUGGGACUCUCCUGUGCCUACCCAUGGACCCUGAGGAUAAACUCUGUGGGGGUGACCCAGUCUGAUGUUUUUCUAGAGCUCUUUUCAACACCAGAGCUGAGGGUGGCUGGCUAUCUGAAGCCGGAAGGAAGCCCACAGGACCUGAACUGUGGCACGCAGCCCAAUCCCCAGAAAUCAGACCUACAGCUUCAGUACUCCUACAAGAGCAGCAUGAUUGAGAGGACCAGUGAGCUGCCCUGAGUACCAGAUCCCAGAAGCAGGGCUGGCAGACUUGGGACCUUACUCUUGUGUGAU
Gavialis gangeticus (Gharial) is the source of this 714-nucleotide messenger RNA. Its product is annotated as Fc receptor-like B. The record is from RefSeq and is a predicted model, not a curated record. Gene Ontology annotation, molecular function: transmembrane signaling receptor activity. Lineage: Eukaryota; Metazoa; Chordata; Crocodylia; Gavialidae. Gene Ontology annotation, biological process: cell surface receptor signaling pathway.